AUGUCGAUUGAUCUCAGAAUCUUCAUCAAAACGAUGAUCGGAAAUUUGAGAAUCGGAAGAGCUGGCAUCUGGAAAAGCGGAGUUACCGAGAAUGAGCGAAUGCUCGCUCUUCCCAUUCUCAAAUUUCCAACCCUCGUUUUGAGGAAAAUUCUCAAAACAAUCAAUAUUGAGACAGUAAUCCCCAUCUCAUUAUGCUCUCGUAAAAUGUAUCACCUCGUUAAGAAUUUUCGAGAUAAAUCAGUUAAACUCAGAAUCAAUAUUUACGGAGAAAGUUCGAGUGUAGGGAUAGUGACACCGGACAAUCACUAUCAUGGAGUUAAAGUGGUAGUUGAAAGAAAAUCUAGAAAUCUUGAAUCAGUGAAUAUCAAUGGUCACCUGGUAGCAAUGCAUCGUUCGCAAUGGCACAACGGCUGGGUAACCUAUUGGGAUGAUGAAGUGAAAGGAAUUCAAUCAGUAAUCGAGUAUCUAUCGGAUCUUUUUGGGAUUAAAAAAGUGGCUACAGUUACAGUAACCCCAUAUUCAUUUAAGUUGCUGGAUGUUAUCAAAGAGAGACAAGGGAAUGAUUAUGAACUCGGUAUAUACCUAUCAUAA
Caenorhabditis remanei is the source of this 591-nucleotide messenger RNA. RefSeq lists its product as uncharacterized. The record is from RefSeq and is a predicted model, not a curated record. NCBI's taxonomy places the organism in Eukaryota, Metazoa, Nematoda, Chromadorea, Rhabditida, Rhabditidae. Gene Ontology annotation, molecular function: protein binding. The coding region runs from base 1 to 591 and encodes 196 amino acids. The transcript is spliced from 3 exons.